Messenger RNA from Fomitiporia mediterranea MF3/22, 419 nucleotides. RefSeq lists its product as uncharacterized. Bases 1 to 372 code for a protein of 123 amino acids. The record is from RefSeq and is a predicted model, not a curated record. The transcript is spliced from 2 exons. Lineage: Eukaryota; Fungi; Basidiomycota; Agaricomycetes; Hymenochaetales; Hymenochaetaceae.
AUGUCGAGCGCCGUUCUACAACCGUUCGGGCCGCCAAGUAGAUUACCAUUUUCGUCGCCGAAGCUUGCUAAAUCAAGUGGCAAUCGCCUCAGGACAGAGACAGGAAAUCUCGAUGAGGAUCAAGGACGUAUUACGGCGUGUGGCCGUGCAGAUAGGAUAUUCACUGGCUGCUUCGAUCCCGUUUCCUCGCGUUCCCAGAUUAGAAUUUGCUCAAGGACCCCUCAGGUGAAUCUACGAUCUAGCUCUCGAACAGCCUGUGAAGUGCGUUCCUCCGCGCUUCGGGUAGCUAAUCAGCACCCACUUUGGUCCCACUUUUGUCUCCGACGCGACCAUCCGCCACCGAUCCUUGCCUACAAUGUCUAUGCUCUAUGACACUUCACGUCGACCCUUGUGCAUCCGUGGCCUUCUCCCGUUGCUUU